ACAGUGUAAUUAAUCUAUAUAGCAGUAGAUUUUAGUAAGAAACUCGGCUAUUCGGCAAAAGGUAUUGUGCCUAUUGGGGCAUGGGCCGCUGGGAAUUGCCCGUUCAGAACUAUAUCAAAUCAGGAGGGGCUUUGAAGAACCAUUCACAGCAUUGGCUGUGCUCAUAAAAUCAGGCAGCUGCUCGAAUCAAUUACAUGCGUAGAACCCCAUAAUGGCUCCGCUAUAAAAGGAGAAAAACCCAUCGGUGUUUGGUUUUUUUCAAGGGCAACCGACGGAGCGUUAACAUGUCCAGAACCAAGCCGCAUGCCAUGCUCGUGUUGCUGGCUGCAGUAGCUGCUGUAGACACAGAAGUUACAUAUCUCUUUCAUCAAUGGAAGGUGUCCACGGCACCACCACAGACCAUCACGUGGACACCACAAGCGAUUUUGCAGCCGCAAAUUUCAGCACGAAACAAACAAACGACGAUACAGACAAUACCCCCAACGCCAGAAAAUCAGGAACCAUCAACGACAGAAUACCUGCCUGAAACAACUAUCUCGCCGGCAAAAACGGUGCUGACGACCGAAACCACCAAAUUAAUAGAUCUGGCCACACUUGAACCCAAGGAGAAUGGCGGCUUUCCGUUUGCGAAGCCGGGUAAGCACAAGCACGGCCUUCGGCAUGUCAAGGCACACGAUGGCUUCCACAAUCUGAAACGCGAGCCUCACUGGGCGCACUGGAAUGAUAAAUUCAAAAAGACAGCAAAGCCUGGCAAUAUCAAUUAGAAUUACAAUUAAUAAAAACACCCUGUAUACGGCUA
Messenger RNA from Drosophila montana, 799 nucleotides. RefSeq lists its product as uncharacterized. NCBI's taxonomy places the organism in Eukaryota, Metazoa, Arthropoda, Insecta, Diptera, Drosophilidae. Bases 285 to 764 code for a protein of 159 amino acids. The transcript is spliced from 2 exons. The record is from RefSeq and is a predicted model, not a curated record.